AUGAAUAUAAAAUGGUUACCAAAUAUAUCUCUUCUUAAUUAUAAGAAAAACAAUGGAAAACAUAAAUUUGUGAGGAGCCGCAAGAGGUUUCGUACCAUAACAUGGAAAUACACCAAAACAAUUGGUCCCUUUGCAUCGUUUAUAUACAUAUUUAACCAGAGCAUAGGAUCAGGCCUAUUUGACAUUCCAAGCUUAAUAGACGAAGUAGGAUGGAUCCCAGUAAUUUUCGGAAACCUGUUCGUCUGUUCAGUGGCUGUUUUUUGCAGCCUGAUGAUAUUAAGAGCCAUGACGAUGAUACCGAAGAACAAAAAUUUCGAGCAGAGAAUAGAGUACAGUGCAGUUAUAAAAUAUUUCAUGUCCAAUGAAAAAUAUAAAUUUGUUUCCUUUCUCUACCACUUAGGAAAUUUAUGUAAUAAUAUUUGUGGAAUACUUGUCAUAUCAAAAAUAGUAGACAUUUUCAUUAUUAAAUUAUUUGGAAGUACAAUUUUAUUUCAAGUCUAUCCCCAGAUAAAGGUGUCGAAAUGCUCUCUGUCUCUUUUGGAUUCCAUGUACAAUGGUUAUUACUACUCCAGCACAGGUCACUACGAAACGGUGAUUAUUGGGGGGGUUACCAUAGGUUACAUCAUUAAUGCAAUUAUAUGUAUACAUUUAUCAUCCAAAGGGUUGGAAGAAACCAUAAAUUAUCAGUAUGUCGUUUUUAUGAUUUUUAUGACGUCAUUUUUGUAUCUCUCCGUUUCCUCCACCAUAUAUUUGCUGUCCCAAAAUUAUGUGGAUCAAAAUGGGGCACUUAGCAAAAUGGACGUGUAUAACAAUUUAAUAUUAAAUAGGGCUCAUUUAGAAACUGAUUUGGUGAAAAAUUAUCGCAAGUAUAAAGAAAUAAAUCAUGUUCCAAAAAAUUCCCAGUUGUGCACAGCUGAUUCAUUUUUUGAUCAGUGCCCAGUUAUGGACAAGUUGGGAAGAAAUCCCUUUUCAUCAGUAGAAACUAGCGAAAAUGAAAAGAUGGUUAGAAGCAAUCAUGUUUUGAGAAACUUGCAGAGGGAGGUACAAAGGGGUUCACUACAUAGAAGAGGCAAAGGAUUCAGCUGCUCCUGUCUUUUGCUAAACCCUUUGUACCAAAAGAAGGCCUACGUUUUUCGAAAUAGUAUUUUUUACUUCACCGUGUCGAGUUGCUCAUACAGAUUAAAUAUCAAAAAUGCUGCCUCGUUGCAGCAUUUUUAUUCCGUAUACAAAAUUUAUUACUCACUGAAGAGCAGCAGUGGGAGAGUUGCAAGUCGAAAAAGGGCCGAGUGGAGACACACCGAAAGGGGGGAGCGCAAAAGGGGAGAGAGCAAAAGGGGGGAGAGCAAAGGGGGGGAGAGCAAAAGGGAAGAACAGGACAAUCACAUAGGGGGCAAAUUUAGCGGGGCACAUUAUCCUAACAGCGGGGAAAAGGCGCAGAAACAAAACAAAAUGUUCUUUACAAAUUUGUACUACAUGAUAAGCAGGAUAGAAGGAAUCAAAAGCUACUGUAUGGGAAAAACCUUCGCCAAUUUUAUCGAUUCUUACGGGUUCGUGAGUAACAUCCCAUCGUGGGGAAAUGAAAUAACGGAUGAUGUCAAUGUAUCCAAAGCUAUCUGGCUAACAGUCAUUUUCAGCAGUAUUUUCUACUUCAUAUUUGGCCUUAUAUUUUGUCUGAACAAUUCUUUUCAAAAAAUUAACACCUCAGUUUUGUACCUCUUUAACUUCGUCGCUGUAGCCCCUAAGGUCAUCACGGGUUCUAUAUCCAUGCGUUAUGAUUUAAUGAAUUUGGAGAUAUGCUCCGAUAACGCCGCUUUUUUUUUCGGAUGCAUCGCGCCUUUUUUAUCUGCAUGGAUAUUUUCGAAUGGCAUGAUUUUCUCAGAUGCGUUUAAUUAUACAAGUCUAAUUUGUGGCCUCUUUUGUAAUUUUCUGUCUCCCGCAUUUGCAUACAUAUCAGCAUGUGAAAGAAACAAGUCCUUUUAUAAAAACCCAUUAAGAAAGUAUACAAUUGUGAACAGGAAAAAGACAAUCUUUUCCAGCAGUUCAGACAUUCGAAAGGCUCUGGGGAAUAUAAUCAAUACGUUUGACGACAAUGAUGAGGCGCGCGCAGUGGAAGACAGCGAUAACGAGAAGGAGAGGGAGUGGGAAAAGGAGGAGGGGAAAGAUAAUUAUCAACUGCAAUGUCACGAUGAAGAGCAGGAAGAAGAAGCGGCACUAGGGUACAGAAGAUCUUUUUCCUUAAAUCGGUACGCCAAUCAGAGAGAAUCAAAAUUUUCUUCCAUUAGCAAAAGCUCCUAUUUCAAAUUCGUAAACGGAGAAUGCAUACCGAAAAGCUACUCCAAGGACAGCACUGGGAAUGAUUCCCUAUCAGAGAGAAACUCAAGUGAUUUUAAAUUAUCAAAUAAUUAUGACAGCAGUGCGGGGAUAUAUGCACAUGGAGACACAGCCGAAGAGCAGCCACUUGGCAUAAACAGAGAUGCGCAAAAGGGAGAUGACACAAACAACAAUGCUUGUUUGGGAAAAAAGGGGAAGAAGAAGAAAAAAGGUGUAAUGUUUUCUGACGAAAUAGAGGAGUGCUUUUCACGGGAAAUUUUCAAGUCCAAAAAGGUUUUCAGUUCUGGUGAAAAUGGAGGGGAAGAGGAGGGUACUGUGGGUAGCGAUCGAUAUACUAAAGGGAGCCACUCGAACGAUAGCGACAUUUGUGGAGAAACAAAAGAGAUGUCCUUUUUGAAGCAACUCAGCCGAACAAACCAACGUGACGACACAUGGGGAAGCAAAAAUAACUCCUAUGAAAUUUUAGAAGAUGUUAAGAUGCAAAAAGUAAAAAAGGUAAAGAAAAAAUUAAUGUUUUCAGAUGAGGUUCAACUGUGCAAUGACGUAGAUGAAGCUGCAGAAAUGAAAAGGAAAAAUUCCAAAGGAGUAACAUUUAAGGAAGAAUCAAAGGAACCCGCUAUGGAGGAUGCAAAACAUGCGAAAAAGGAAAAAAAGGAAAUAUCGGUCUUGCUCAAUGUGCAACUUUGCAGUGAAGAAGUAGACGCAAGGAAAAAUAGCCAAUUUAGUAUAACGGUAAAUGAUGAAACCAUUCGUGAAAAAAAGGGGGAACAAAGAGGAAACAUGAAUCCAACAAAUGACACUGAAAAUGUGGUAGAAAAUAGGAACAGUGAGGGGCACAAAACAAUCCUAUUUGAGUACGAAAAUGGAGAAGAAACCGAGUCGGUGGAGCCUCAAAAGGGAGAGCCAGUUUUACCAAGCACUAACGAGAAUGAACAACAAACUGGGCAAAUUAACAAAAAGGGAUCUGCAGAUUUGCAUGAGCCUGUGGUGGACAACCCUGUGGUGGAUAACCCUGUGCAGGAGAGCGCCAACGAGGCAUGCUCAGCGCAAGUUUCCCCACGCUAUGAAAUAAGAAUAAUAAGUAAUAAUACGUGCGUAGCGAGUGGCGCAGAAAAGGCAAAAGGGUGCUCAAACGACAGUGGGGAAAAUUGCGAAAUUGACCUUAGCGACCAAAAGGGAACAACAGUAAAGCAUUCAGAAAAUGAACAUGCGGCCGGUGCAGACAAAAUAAAAGUUAAAGAAAAGGAGGAUAAAGGAGGAAACCUUCUUUGUGUCCAUUUCGAGGAACAUGCACAGGAAGAAACUGGUGCGACGUUGUCCGAAAAUAUAAACACAAAAACUAAGAACACUAUACAGUAUGAGCGAAAUUUUAGCGACUCUGCAAUAAAUUACGAUGUGAGGAACCAAAUGAAAAGAAGGGAACUGAAAGAAAAUGAUGUUAUAAGAAAAAACAGGAGUUUCGAACAGCCCGAACAAUUCUUUAAGCGUCAGAGGGAGAAACUAAAGUCUCACUACAAAUGCACCAUACCGAAUGUGCUAGAAAAAUUUGGCAAUUAUGAUGAUUUAAUAAAAGGCAUGGAUCACUUAGAGAGGAAGGAAAUAAACGGAGAAAAUUUUCUUAAGAGCACUUCAAACGGGUUCGAGGAAGAGAACGAAGUGGGUCCGUCUAAUCGGAACACCUUAGGGGUGGGUUCUACCAAUGACAAAUCCUUUGUCGAAGACACGCUCGUUGAAGAAGCGGAUGACGCGCUUAAUAAAGAAAACACAUUUUCUUCUUUUGAAAAGGAUGAUGCUGUUGUUAUUCCGAAUGUUCUGGUAGACAAAACCUGUGAAAAUGAAAGUGGUAGUGACAUUGACAAAGGCCGGAAUGGAAGUAAAAUGGUACUUUUUUCGGAGCAAAUCCAGCAGGUGCAAGUAAACAAAACAGGGAGUUUCGAUCAUGAAGCCAUGGAAGGAAGAACGUAUAGCAUUCAUUUGAGGAAAGAAAACUCCAGGGAUGACGAAAUUUUAAUUAAUAACCUGAAAGAUUUAAGUGGAGAGCAGUAUUUAAACAAGAACAGUUCGCAACUAGGGCAAUCGUUACACGAAAAUCAAAUGAGAGAUUACGUUGGGGGAAAUUCACAAAGUUUUCAUUUCGAUGAUGUGUUGGCUCCUGAAAAUUCCAACAAUCGUGAGGCUAACAUGAACAUGUGCAAAAUAAAUCUUCUAAUAAAUAACAGCAGCUACAGAGAUGAACGAGACGCUGUGCUUAAGCAUUCCAAGUCGGAUGCACUAGCGGGGGAGAAGCACCAAAACAUGAGUACCCUUUCAACAGAACAAGGUGAAAAUACGCAUGAUGAUCAGAAUUCUCCAUCUUUGAGAGAGCAUAAAGAGGAUCUGCUUUCAUUUUCAUUUCUAAACAAUUUUAACAAACAAAAAUGUGCAUCGUGUGAAAUUAUAUCGCUACCUGAACAUGCUCCUAUGGUGCAAAGAAAAAUGAAAACUUUAUAUUAUCAGGACUCUGUGAACGAGAUGGAAAACGCCAAUGAGGAUCUUCAUAAAAAGAACACCCUUUUUGUUAGGCAAAGGAAAAAAUUAAAAUCUUCCUUUCAUGUAAACGGGGAUAUGAUAACAGGCAAUCAUAAAGAAGCAAUACACAAAGAACAAAUUAACGAAUUUCGAAAACAAAUAAGCAAAGAAUCGUGCAUAUUUAAUUAUUACGAUGAUGAGAAAUGCACAGACAUAGCGCAAGGGGAGGCAUGUCAAAUGGAUAAAGAGAAGGUGGAUCAAGUGAUGACUAAAAACAAAGUUGCUGAAAACAAUGCAGAGUUAGAAAUACCAAUACUACAUAUAAUGAAAUCGUAUGAAGCGCAAACGGAAACCCCAAACGUAGAUGUGGCAGUGAAAGAUUCGGUGGAAUCUAAAUCCACAGGGAACCCAAGACGAAAAACGUGCUACAAAUUUAAGGACAUUUCGAAAUUGAUUAGUGACAUAGAUCUGUGUGAAUUCGAAUCUGAAGAGGAUGAGAUGGCAGAUGGGGGGCACCACAGCGUGGGAGACAAUAAUGAAGCAAUGCAGGGUGAAGAUAGCGCAGAUCAUUUCUCAACCCAAGCGAAUGACGCAAAUUUGGAAUCCAAUAAGCGUGUUAACUUUAACGAGGAAAAGGACACAUUCGCAGAAACCGAAAAGCCAGAUGUUGUAAAAGAGCUCCAAAGAAUAUACUCCGCACUGUCAAUUAAAUUACAUUCGGAAGAUCCAGAAAUGUGCACAAAUGAUGACCAUGAUCAUACGGACUGUGUUGAUUUUCGCUGUUUUAAAAUUAUAGACAAUGUUAGCCCCGUCAAACAUUACUACAAUGCUUUCCAUAGAAGUAAAAUUUUAGACUCCAAAAAAUAUGAUCAUAUAUAUUCAAACAACUUUAUGAUAGAUGAUAAAACAAAUAUGGACCACCUGUGUUCCAUUUUUUUGUUUGGAAAUCCUUUGGAAAGAAAUGAAAAAUAUGCGGAUGAUAAUGAUAAUAAUAAUAAUAAUGAUAGUAAUAAUAAUAAUAAUGAUAAUAAUAAUGAUAAUAAUAAUAACAAUAAUAGUAAUAAUAAUAAUAAUAACGAUAAUAGUAAUGAUAAAAGCGUAGAUGCAGGUGACGAACAGAAAGACACGACUAGCGAUGCUCAGAAGGAAAGGUUGAACCAAGAAGACAGGUGCGAUUCUACUGUUACUUUUGCAGACCAAAAAGAAGACACUUCUUCCACUUUAGGUUUGUAUGAAGAAAAGGGUCUUCUUAUUAAACGGUCCUUUUCUGGAAGUUUAGAAAGUCACAGUGAAAUACUGAAGAGAUGUAUAUUUGAAAAAAGUGACCUAAGCGGCAGCGGCGUUCUUUCUCGAAGGAAACCCAACUUAAAAUUUAGCCUCAAUGAGGAAAUUAUAAACACGGAGGUAUCAAAAAAAAGGAAAAGCCAAAUAAAACAUGUAAAGCUUAAAACUUAA
Messenger RNA from Plasmodium cynomolgi strain B, 6294 nucleotides. RefSeq names its product amino acid transporter. Bases 1 to 6294 code for a protein of 2097 amino acids. The record is from RefSeq and is a predicted model, not a curated record. The transcript is spliced from 2 exons. NCBI's taxonomy places the organism in Eukaryota, Apicomplexa, Aconoidasida, Haemosporida, Plasmodiidae.